ACGAGCCUCGCUGAACGAGAGACGAGUCCGAGUUUUCCUCGGAACUCGAGUUCAGCAGGUCAUGAGGGCUUCUUAUUAUCUAUUUUGCGAGUGCAGGAGGAACGGGUAGAGUGAAAUGGAAACAUGAGAAUCCAUGCUACUUCUCGUCCAAUCAAUCUUGGAGAACGCGCUCGCUUUGACCACAUGGAGAAACCGGGAAAGGCUUGUCGGAAUGCCACCAUACACUGACGGUAGUGGUAAGCUGCAGGGGUCAACAAGGUUGAAUGCCAGUGAAUGCCUCAGGCAAAAGUUUACGAAAUUCCCACGCUUCACACUAUGUCAGGAGCUGCCAGCCGUCCCCGCCCUCGUCCCCGUCCAAAACCGGUUCAGAAAACCGCAGAACCAGCAUCUUCGGCUGCAUCUUCCUCUGGCUCCGUAUCACAAUCCAAACAAUCACAAAAUGACGAUGACGACGCCAUGUUCAUUCGCCAGCCGCGAAAGAAUGAGUCCACUUGGGAGCUUUUGGAAAAAAAGAAUCGAGAGAAUAGCAAGUCGCAACAAACGAUCGUGUCAAGUGACAGCGAUGAAGAUGUUGGCACACCGCGCCGUCGCGCCAAGAAGAGGAAGGGGAACGAUGGUGUAAGUGGGUGGCAGAACAAGAAAGACCUCAAGAGGUUUAUGUCGCAGGGAUUGUCAGACAGCGAUUCUGACGUCCAAAUACUGGAGGACAAGACGCCGAGGGGCAAGAAUUCCAAAGCUGGACGACAAGAGAAAAGGAAACGCAGCCGAAGUCGGUCCAGGUCUAUUACACCACCUCCACAAAUACCUCAAUCACGCCUCGAGACAUUGAGAAACGUUGUGAGAGAGGCUCUCGGCGUGGUUCGUCCCGAAUCUCCGACCUACUUGGACUCCGAAGAUGAUUCGACGGAUCUCAUCCUUGAUCCAGAACUGCAACGUAUUGUUCAAAACGCCCGAUUGCAACCUCGCGACCGGUCACAGUCGCGCUUCUCGUCUCCGCUUCUGGCUGGAGGAGGUGAUAAAGUGAUGGUCACGGUGAAGUGGCAACCUCAUCCCUUGAAUCAACAUGGGAAAGAAACUACGUGGACAUAUAGCAUUAACAGGAGUGAUAAUUUCCGUCAAGUAUUUGACGCAGUGGCAGAAGAAGCUUGUGUCAUUUCAGAAAACCUUGUUUUAACCUAUCGAGGAGAUAGAUUCUUCCCCUCUGUGUCUCCCACCACAUUGCACAUGUACAACGAAGCAACAAUAGUGGCAUGCGACAAACGAGCAUGGGAUUAUAUGCGCGCCAACAGAAAGGCAAGAUCCUCACCACCUUCCCCAUCUGUAUCACCCAGCAAACUGCCGUUGAAGUCGAGUUCACUUGCUUCAAUGUCGAUACCGGAAGAUAAACCCAUUGAAUUCAUUUCCUCUUCUGGAGAUGAAUUUGAGUACAUGGAAAGCGGACACCAGGAUGAAUCAGAUGACAGUGGUGGUGGUGGUGGAACCGAAGUCGAAGAAAACGACAUCGUACCGGAAGACACGUUCACAUUGACUGUCCGGUCGGGAAGUGCCAACAAGGGCGUCACACUGGUGGUGCGGCCUACAGCUAAAUGCGGGGCCAUCGUGAAGGGAUUCCUGAAGAAGAGUGGUUUGGCAGACCAGUACCCCGCAUUCAUGAACGGAGAGACUCAGCUCCCUGCAGGCAAGAACACUCGGAAGAAAGGUGGUACACCCCCUCAGAAGAUGCCCGUGUUGUCAAUCGAUGGCGAUAGAGUCGGGAAUGACGAGGAGAUUGGACAGUAUGAUCUUGAAGAUGGGGACAUGGUUGAAGUGGUUGGCUUGUGA
Marasmius oreades (fairy-ring Marasmius) is the source of this 1821-nucleotide messenger RNA. RefSeq lists its product as uncharacterized. The record is from RefSeq and is a predicted model, not a curated record. NCBI's taxonomy places the organism in Eukaryota, Fungi, Basidiomycota, Agaricomycetes, Agaricales, Marasmiaceae. The transcript has 6 exons. The coding region runs from base 274 to 1821 and encodes 515 amino acids.